AAUAGCCAGUUAGUCAUUUUCCCUUAUUUUAUCGCAUCGUUGUCUGUUGUUCAGUUGCAAUCAGCAAUAAUUUUUAGAUGAAAAAUUAAUAGCGGUGCGCCAUAUAACGCUUCUUCGCAUUACGCAGCCUUAAGGAAGGAAGGAGCCACAGCAUUUUUUCUUCUUUUUCAGCAAGAGUGACAGGAUCAGUUAAAGGAAGGAUGCUGCGAGGGGCGGGACGGAGGUUGAUCUCUCACGGCCGCUCGAAAUCGACGUUGCCAUUUUCAUCACCGACUCUGCUAGGAAAUGUUGAUAUCGGAUUACAGGAGGAAAGAAACACUCAGGGAUUUAAUGGCUCCUGGAAAUCUCGCUUUCUUUUUCACGAUAUGAAAUGCAGGUUUCCAGUUUCAGUCAGGACUCCCAUAUGGGCUCCUACACAGGCAUUUAGUUCCGACAUUAGUGUGUUUCCCCCAGUAACAGACCCUGAUGUUAAGAGGGCACUCAAGGAUGUAUUGGCUUCGAAUUGGGAUGAGCUUGAAGAAUCUCUCAAGUCUACUGUUAUGGAUGCUUUGUCAAAAGAAACAGAUGAUGAGUCUGGAAAAGAAGCUUUGUCCAAUGUUUGGCGUGCAGCAGAGGCAGUGGAGCACUUCUCUGGAGUUUUAGAAUCCUUGAGAAUGGAACUAGAUGAAAUAAGUGGGUCCACAGGCGAGAAUGUGAGACCCUUACCAGAUGAACUUCAAGGUGCUUUACAGGCUGCAUAUAAACGCUACAGCAAUUACUUGGAUGCCUUUGGCCCUGAAGUAACUUACUUGAGAAAGAAAGUUGAAAAUGAGCUGGGCACAAGUAUGAUUCAUAUAAAGAUGCGAUGUGCUGGGCUUGAUUCUGAGUGGGGAAGGGUUACACUUCUUGGAACCUCUGGAAUUUCUGGCUCAUACAUUGAACAACGCAGUUAGCCUUGUCAAAUCUAUCCCUAAAAAAGGGAGUGGAAUUUUAAUUGAAAAUUUGCCAAGCCUCCUCUACCUUCUAACAUUUCAAUAUAUGUCAUUCAGAAGGAAGUGAUUGACAAGAAAAGCCGUUUGGAGUGUGAUAUAUAUUCUGGUGUAGAAAGGCUGUAUUGAUAGAGAUUUUGCAACUUGUAGUUCAGACUACAAAGUGCAUAAAACAAUUGCUUUAGACAUAAUAAGUAUUUCCUGCAAUAAGGAAUCUUCUUGAUGGCAUGGCUGGGUGUUUUGGGCUACUAAAAAGUUGCAAAGACUCUUAAUAUUCAUUUAUGUCUGAUCUUAGGGCAAAGGGUUAGGUUCAACCAUUUUUAUUUAGGCAGCCACUUCCACGCACUUCUUCACAUGCCAUCUUGUCAAUCAUCGUAUACAGUAUAUGACAUUGGAUUACACAUUCAUGUAUUAAGGACAAAAAUGUACUUGUUCUUUA
Cryptomeria japonica (Japanese cedar) is the source of this 1407-nucleotide messenger RNA. RefSeq names its product succinate dehydrogenase subunit 5, mitochondrial. NCBI's taxonomy places the organism in Eukaryota, Viridiplantae, Streptophyta, Pinopsida, Cupressales, Cupressaceae. Gene Ontology annotation, cellular component: respiratory chain complex II (succinate dehydrogenase). Gene Ontology annotation, biological process: tricarboxylic acid cycle. The record is from RefSeq and is a predicted model, not a curated record. Bases 201 to 932 code for a protein of 243 amino acids. The transcript has 5 exons.